AUCAGUCUGCAUUAGUAGACAGAAGUAACUAGGGAAAGCUUGGUAGAAUUCCACUUAGUUAAGGCUCCCUCCAGCUGCAGAACGUGUUUUGGUCAGAAUCACACUUAUAGAGCAAAAGUGCUGAGAAUAGAGCAAUGAUCUCAGCAAUGAAAUCUGAACUUUAUGCUAGUCGAGGCUGAGACGGAUUCUGGGUGGGUGUUGUGGGUGUUUUUCCCCCUUGCCUCUCUUUUGUAUACACAGCCAAAGUAUUUAGAGACUCUUUCCAUCUUCUUGCCAUCUCUAUGAGGUAACUCUGGAAGCUUUUCUUUUUCUCUUUUUACUUUUUGCUUUUGUUAAUACUAAAGCUGAUUUGAAAUAUACAGACAUUUUCUGGAAUCCUUUAAACAAAAUGCCAGGACUCUGUAGGAAAGUUUUCUGCGCUGAGGAUUUCUACUGUAUAACUGGAAUGAAAAAAGUCACAAUAUGCAAGAGGUAAAACCAUUUCCGUCUGUGGAGAAGUUCAUGGAACCUACAAUGUUUCAUCUGGCCCUGAUUGUAUUCCAUGUUGGGACCUGCUGCUAAUGUACUAUGACAUGUCUCUAGCCAUCAGGAAAAGAAGCUGGGAAGAGCAUGUGUCCCAAUGGAUGGGCUUGCCUUUUAGUUCCAUUGAUUCUAAUAUAUUAUGCAGGCAUGGCCUAGUAGCUGACAACCUUCAGGCAGGCAUGGAAAAGGAUGGACUUUGGAGUGAAGGCCAUAAAGAAAAAAGUGCUUCCUUGCCGGAUUGCUGUCUUGGUGGAGAGCUGGGAGGUUUCCCCUCGAAGCUGCUUGGUAAUGUUUCCAAAGAGGUAGAUGAAAAUGACAAUCACCAUCAAGAAGAAGAAGUAUGUCUUUCUUUGGAAGACAGCACAGAGACUUUAGUCAAUGUUUCCCUUGGAGGUGACAGUGGUGGUGGUGAGCAUGAUGAUGACAACAAUGACAUGGAGCUUUCCCUGGCAAAAAUCAAUGACCAGUCCACUCACGAUGAAGACAAACUGUCAGCUGAAAGCAACAGCUUAGAAGGAGGAGUAGAACUUUGCAUGGAUGUAGACCCCAGAGAAGAAGCAAAGAAAGAAUCUAAACAUUCCUAUGAAUCAACUGAAGAAAUGAAUGAACCCCAUUCUGGGACAAAUCCCAAAUCAGUGAUGGAAGAAGGUAACAUUUGGUGCCUCCCAAAGAGGGAGGCAGUGUUGGAAGAGGGAGAAGAGGGCAGAGAAGAAAGUCUGGAACUUUACUGCAAUGACUCCAAUGAAAAUGAACAUGCUCCAAAAGAAGAUUUCUGUGAGCCUCCAAAUGUGCAAAAAGAUGUGUCUGAGGAGAAAACGGUCCAUGUUGUUGUAGCUGCACAAGAGUAUGAAACAGCAGGUGCUUCUAAAUUUGGGGAUGAAAGCAUUGUCAGCAGCUUAUUACCUGAUGAACUUUCUUCUGAUCAAUGUAGUGACAGCAAUGUAGUUGCUGCAGGUGCCAGUGACUAUCUUGGCCCAUCGCCUUGCUCUUCUUUCCUGCCAGAGGGAAAUGACCUGGAUGCAAAUGAAUUCGCAGAUUCUCAGAACAAAGGCAUCCCAAGUGUGCCCUCUGUGGAAGGUGUGGCCGAUUUAAAGACUAACACAGCCAUGCAGCAGCCUACAGAUAGUCAAGUCAUUCUGCGCAAACGAAAGGAAGCGAGAGAAGAUCGAGAUCAGUCACGACUGGACUCCAUGGUACUGCUCAUUCUGAAACUGGACCAGCUCGAUCAGGACAUUGAGAAUGCCCUCACUUUAGGGGCCUCACCAUCCAGCAUGCUGACCCACACACGGAGGCACAUACCUGAUUUGGAAUCACAUUCUGAAAGUGGAGUUGACAUUGCUACCCUGAGCCACCAGCAAACAAACAUCCCACCACUGCCACCACCACUGCCUCCUCCUCCUCCUCCCUAUGGUGCUGAUCGAACGUUUCCUAUUCCUAUGGCUGGUUCUGGAGCUAAACCAAAGGCUGGGGCCAUGCCAAUUAUUACAGAAAAGGAGAAGGCUGAAAUUGAGGCCAAGGAAGCAUGCGAUUGGCUGCGGGCAGCAGGGUUCCCACAGUAUGCCCAGCUUUAUGAAGAUCUUAUAUUUCCCAUUGACAUUGCUUCAGUGAAGAGAGAGCAUGACUUUCUGGACAGAGAUGCCAUUGAAGCCUUGUGCAGGCGUUUAAACACUUUAAACAAAUGUGCAGUGAUGAAGCUAGAGAUCAGUCCUCAUAGGAAACGGAGUGAAGAUUCAGAUGAAGAUGAGCCUUGUGCAAUAAGUGGUAAAUGGACUUUCCAGAGAGACAGCAAGAGGUGGUCCAGGCUUGAGGAGUUCAACGUUUUCCCUCCAAAACUAGAUGGAAAUCCCUCGUCCCCAGACACAGCUCAUCUGAGCAGUGCAAACAGUCAGGAAAGCAUGCUGAUGGACCAGAGCGAGCACCAGGAUGUCCUUUCUGUCCACAGUGCUGGCAGCAAUGGUAGCCACCCCACUGCUUCCCAGAGUGAACCUGCCACAACUCGGACCAGUUCCAUCAUGAGUGUGGGCUUGUCAGGCAACCUUGUGGCCAAUGAGGACUCCUUCGGCAGCUUGCCCUCACCGAAAGAGCUGUCAAGCUUCAGUUUCAGUGUCAAAGUGAGUGAGAAGACCGCCAAGUCGAAAACACGGAGCCUGCUAAAGAGAAUGGAGAGCCUAAAACUCAAAAGCUCCCAUCAUGGUAAAAACAAAGGCCCUUCAAAACUUGGCCUCAUAAUCAGUGGCCCUAUCUUGCAGGAAGGUGUGGAUGAGGAAAAAUUAAAACAGCUUAACUGUGUGGAGAUCUCUACCCUCAAUGGCAACCACAUUAAUGUCCCCAUGGUACGCAAAAGAAGUGUCUCCAAUUCCACCCAGACCAGCAGCAGCAGCAGCCAAUCAGAGACGAGCAGUGCAGUCAGCACUCCAAGCCCCAUCACAAGGACACGUAGCCUCAGUGCCUACAACAAACGAGUAGGGAUGUACCUUGAAGGCUUCGAUCCUUUCAACCAAUCAACAUUCAACGAUGUCAUGGAACAGAACUUUAGAAACCGGGAGAGCUUUGCAGAGGAUACAGUCUUCUUCAUUCCUGAAGACCACAAGCCUGGAACUUUCCCCAAAGCUCUCUCCAAUGGGAACUUUGCUCCUUCUGGGAACAGCACCUCAGUGAACUGGAGAACAGGGAGCUUCCAUGGGCAUGGACAUCUUGCCCUCAGGAGAGAAAACAGUUCUGACAGCUCCAAAGACCUGAGCAUUGGGAAGAGGCGCAAUUCUUCCAGCUCCAUGUGUAGUCGCCUGAGUAUUUAUGACAAUGUGCCAGGCUCUAUCCUGUAUUCUAGCACUGGUGAUCUGGCUGAUCUUGAGAAUGAAGACCUCUUCCCUGAACUGGAUGACAUUCUCUAUCAUGUCAAAGGCAUGCAGAAAAUCGUAAACCAGUGGUCAGAGAAAUUCUCGGAUGAAGGGGACUCAGAUUCAGCUCUCGAUUCAGUUUCUCCAUGUCCUUCAUCUCCUAAGCAGAUCCUCCUUGAUGUGGACAAUGACCGGACAAUACCCAGCGAUCUUGACAGCACAGGAAAUUCACUGAAUGAUACAGAAGAGCCCACAGGGAUCCAGGAAAGGAGGGACUCUGGAGUAGGGGCCUCACUGACACGCUCUAACAGACACAGAAUGAGGUGGCACAGCUUUCAGAGUUCCCAUCGACCCAGCUUCAGCUCAGCGUUGUUACAGAUCAACUGCCAGUCUGUCGCACAGAUGAACCUGCUGCAGAAAUAUUCCCUCUUGAAGUUAACUGCACUCUUGGAGAAAUACACCCCUUCUAAUAAGCAUGGCUUCAGCUGGGCUGUGCCAAAGUUUAUGAAAAGGAUAAAAGUCCCAGAUUACAGGGACCGAAAUGUGUUUGGAGUUCCCCUGACCGUUAAUGUGCAACGCACAGGACAACCUCUACCGCAGAGCAUUCAACAAGCCAUGCGAUUUCUUCGCAACCACUGUCUGGAUCAGGUUGGCCUUUUCCGAAAAUCUGGAGUCAAGUCAAGAAUCCAGGCAUUACGACAAAUGAAUGAAAAUUCAACAGGAAAAGUAAACUAUGAAGGUCAGUCUGCUUAUGAUGUGGCCGACAUGCUGAAGCAGUAUUUCCGUGAUCUGCCGGAACCGCUCAUGACCAACAAACUUUCAGAGACUUUCUUACAGAUCUACCAGUAUGUGCCAAAGGAUCAGCGUCUUCAGGCCAUCAAGGCAGCCAUUAUGCUUCUACCAGAUGAGAACAGAGAAGUCCUACAGAUUCUCCUGUAUUUUUUGAGUGAUGUCACAGCUGCUGUGAAGGAAAACCAGAUGACGCCAACAAACCUCGCUGUGUGCUUAGCACCUUCGCUUUUCCAUUUGAACACCCUCAAGAGAGAAAAUUCUUCUCCAAGGGUGAUGCAGAGAAAACAGAGUCUGGGAAAGCCUGAUCAGAAAGAUUUAAAUGAGAAUUUGGCUGCAACACAAGGCCUGGGCCACAUGAUUGCUGAGUGUAAGAAGCUGUUUCAGAUCCCUGAAGAAAUGAGCAGAUGUCGUAAUUCUUAUACAGAGCAAGACCUUAGACCUUUGAGCUUGGAGGAACUUGGGCGAAUGAAUAACUCGGAGCCUGCAGACUACCAUUCUUACAUUCAGGACUGUAUGGAUGACCUGUUCAAGGAGAUAAAAGAUAAAUUUAAAGGAUGGGUCAGUUGUUCCACUUCUGAGCAAGCAGAGCUGGCCUACAAGAAGGUUUCUGAGGGUCCACCUCUCCGGUUGUGGAAAUCCACUGUUGAAAUCCCUGCAGCUCCUGAAGAGGUAUUAAAUCGCCUACUUAAAGAACAACAUCUUUGGGAUGAAGAUCUUUUGGAUGCAAAAGUGAUCGAGACUUUGGACAGCCAGACUGAUGUAUACCAAUAUGUCCAAAACAGCAUGGCCCCACAUCCAGCCAGAGACUAUGUAGUACUAAGGACUUGGAGGACAAAUUUAUCUAAGGGAGCUUGUGUGCUGUUGAGCAACUCCGUGGACCAUGACCUUGCUCCAGUCCUUGGUGUGAGAGUGAAUGUGCUCUUGUCCAGGUAUCUCAUUGAACCUUGUGGAUCAGGAAAAUCCAAGCUCACCUAUAUAUGCAGAACUGAUUUAAGGGGACACAAACCUGACUGGUACACGAAGGCUUUUGGCCACUUGUGUGCAGCCGAAGUUGUAAAGAUCAGAGACUCUUUCAUUAAUCAGAACCUAGAGACUAAAGAAGCAAAAUCCAGGUGACGAACGAAGUGGACCAAUGGUAUUUCAAUACCCAAAUAUUUCCAGAAACUGUUGAUUGUCUGCUACAGAGAGGGUCACGGUGUGGCCUGUUCAGUCUUGUCCUGAAGGAGAAGUGUCUGGAAUGGGAUUGAGAUCCUCACUCAAAAAUCUGUGGCAAUACCACACAUUUUUAAAGCUGCUUCUUGUCGGUGUUAGGCCUAUAGUGUAGGCCUUGACUGGAAUAUAUUGGAAGGUGCAACUUUUUUGUUGUUUUGAGUAAUAUUAUACUUGUUGCUUGGACAGUGUGAAUUGCUUCUGAGAAGCUAAACUCCAAGACUUAAAUCUGUUUCUGGAAUAUAGUGAAAACAGUUCAUUCCUCUGUAAUGUAGCUUUAUGUAUGUAUCUGUGUGCCAUUUGUUGAGGGACUGUUGCAUCCACUGGAUUCGUUGGCACUCUUCAAUGGGUUCUUACGAGAGUGAGUGAAAGAAGGUUUGCACAGAGGCAGAGGUGUGAAUCGCUGUCUAAAUGGGUGAACAGAGUGUUAGGAACUGGAAUGAUAGAAUCAGAGUGUCUGGUACACUUGGAAGCAAAUGGAAAGAUUUAAAUUUGCAUGUGUGUAGUAUGGGGUUGGGAAGGUCAGCCUAGAACCUUUGCAUGUCCAGCAGAUCAAUGCAGGUUUCAUUCACUUGUUAUGCAUUAGUCCUGUGUGAAUGUAUUUAGGAGGAGGAAAAAGGAAAACAAGGACCACACUAGAUUGGGCAAGGAAGUUGAAAAGGAGAAACAUCUAAAGCUGAUACCAGACAAAGAAUUUAUUAAAAUUAUUUUUUAAAUGUCCAGUUUGUUUCAACAUCUGCCUUUUGCAAUGGCAGUAGCUCUGCUUGUCUAUUCACAUUUUAAAUUUCCCAGAACAUUUUCAUGUGCAUUUUGCCCAGACAAAUCUGACUUUGCCACAGAAUGCAGACCAAAUGUUGUUCACAGCUCCUUUAGAAUAUAUUUGUAAGAAGCAAAGGAUAUGCUUGUAAGAAUGGUCAGACUUUACCUAUUUAGCUGUUUAUCUAAAACAUCCUGGAGAUGUACACCUCAAAAAUGGAAUUUGUGGGGAGAAUUGAGGUAGAAUGUGUGGGGAAUAGCAGUGCUUAGUUCUCAAACUAAGAGUAGGACUACUCAGGAUUAAGAGGGUGACAUUGGCUUUGCUAGCAGGGACAAAGCUAUGCAAAGCAGCCCAAACCCCAGAAUUUGUGUGCAUAGCUUUGUAUCCCUGUGUAUAGCAUAGACACCUGCAGCGAAGCUUUGUGCAUACAGCUAUACACAGAGACUUCCACAUUUUUCAGAACCCAAGCCAUGUACAAUUCUGUGCCACAUGGAAAACUCCAUGCAAACAGUUGUAUGCUCAGAGGCCUCCCUGGUGUAGGCACCACUACCUGGAUGCCUGGGGUGGAGCAGUGUUGAGGAUCUGGCCGCUCUUAUGUGGUAGCUUCAACCCUUCUGAUAAUGACUGAUUAGCACUAGUGACUUGAAAGGAUGGCCCUUGAAAUAUAUAUAACUAUACAUAUAUGUGCACACACAUGGAAAGGUAUUAGGUAUUUUUUUAAAAUUGAAUUUUAAGACUGCCUCUCCUUUUGCAUCACAUAUCCACAUUUUUUCCUGCAUUCACACCUGUUGAAAUGCAACCAGGAGGCUUAACAGUCCUUUGUUUUUUAAUGAAUCUCAUAGGAAUAAACAGAAAGCUUGUGGCAUGGGAAUAGAGCUGAAACUGCCUUUAGUAGCUCAAAAAAAACUGCACUGGAAAAUGUCAUAACUGGAGCAUUAUGAAGUUUUAAAGCAAUUCAGUGUAAUGGAAACUGUUACAAGUUCAAAGGUAUUCAUAUAUUCCACUCAUCUAUAACCAUAUAACCUCAUUUAUCCACAAGGUUUUGGGGGAAACUUCCAAGAUGAUCAGAGAUUCUGAAGCCUGGAUAAGGGGGAGCAUUGUUGCGAAAGGACUGCAAGUUAGCGUAAACACGACAUUUUUCCUGUCCAAACAUGUGUAGGAAUUAACCUUUAAGGCCACUAGAUGUGGGAAGAAUCAGAACUCCAGCCCCAGCCUUGGAAGAUUGGUUCUUUCUAUGCCAGCUGGAACCAGCUUGGAGCCAGCAUGGAGAGAUGCAGUAGGAAGUGAAGGAGUAAAGGACACUGUCAUCCUCCAAGGAAUCGUGGCAGGUCCUUGCUCCUGUCUUCACAACCCAUGGUGACACACCUAACAUCUAAGUAAUAAAUGUAUUUAAUAAAUUAAUUAAUAAGUAUUUUUAGAAGCAUGGCAGCAAUCCCCUCCAUCGGAUGCCCGUCAGCCUCUGAGUUUGGAGCAACACUGGCUCACACUGUUACUAGCUUUUAGAAGGAAACCCAAACCUCUAAAUGCCGAUCUUCCUAGGCAACAAGGUUAGCAGUAAUAAAUCAAUACUAAUACCUGGGAAAUGUGUAGAACUGUGCUGUUGCUUUGUUUUUCGAAAGAACUAAAUUAAUGGUCAAGCAUUUUCAGAAAAACCUAAGCAGUGCAUGUAACACUGAACAUUUCCCAAACAUUUCAUGGGAGAUAUCUAUAGUAGUAAAGCACCCAAAGGUCCCUGAGUGAUAGCAGGUGGAAUUGGGAACAGUUUUGAUGCUCGAACUCCAUGGGAAGUGUGGCAGUGCAAAAGGGCAGCCCUCCCCAUGCGCUGAUCCUGUUUCCCCUAUUGCAAACCAUGUGUGAUUGGUCCUCAAGAGCAUCUGUAUACCCACUUAUCAUGAGGUACCCACAAUACCCAUGAUGGAUGCUCUUAAAAUAGCACUGCUGCUUUUCUGUUCUGAAUAGCACUAGGUCCAAAAAAAGGAAAGGCUGUGAAUCUCACCUUCUCAUUACCCAAAGCUUGACAUGGCACCUGUGUAAGGCCUGUACUUAAGAUUCAGUAUUGUGUAAUGAUGCACUGAAGCCACAUGAGGCAUAAAUGGGGUGAAAAGAGUAAAAUGACAAGAUGAGUAUUUCUUCGAAGCAAAGGAAAGUUACUUGUGCUACUUGUUACCUCUUGGUGAGACUCCAUCCCCUAAAUCCAGUUUCUUAGCCCUUUGCUUCCUCUGCAGCCAGAGAUGAUGUCUGGCAGGUGUGUUGUCCCAAACACCAUGUGGAAAAACUAGGCAGCUGGUUCCUCCUUGCUCUCUCAAAUUGAGAAAAGGCCUGUGCACCCUCAGAACUGCCUUCCUUUCCCCACCCCAGGAUGGUGGCUUGGCUAGAAGUGUUGUUGUUGUUAGUUGCAAAGUCACGUCCGACCCAUCGCAACCCCAUGGACAACAUUCCUCCAGGCCUUCCUG
Molecule: messenger RNA, 8570 nt
Organism: Varanus komodoensis (Komodo dragon)
Lineage: Eukaryota; Metazoa; Chordata; Lepidosauria; Squamata; Varanidae
Gene: DLC1
Product: DLC1 Rho GTPase activating protein
Exons: 18
Coding region: 561-5267 (1568 amino acids)
Biological process (GO): regulation of Rho protein signal transduction; signal transduction; actin cytoskeleton organization
Cellular component (GO): membrane raft; focal adhesion
Molecular function (GO): lipid binding; GTPase activator activity; protein binding
Source: RefSeq, a predicted model, not a curated record